UCUUUAGUCAUACUCCUAAGUUGGAAUAAGAAAAAUCUGUACUUGCUGUUUUUUAAGCCUAUGGCUACCAAGGUACUUGUAUCUGACCUUAUUUAUGAUGUUAACCAUGUUCCCACAAACUACAUCCGACCCGUCUCCGAUCGCCCGAAUCUUGAUCAAGUUGUUCAGUCAUUUGAUCAUUCAAUUCCUGUCAUUGAUCUCCAAGGCUUCAAUGGUAGUAUGCACUUUGAUGUGAUUAACCAGAUUGGCCAAGCUUGUCAAAACUAUGGCUUCUUUCAGGUUAAAAACCAUGGAGUACCAAAAGAAGUGAUUGAUAACGUGUUAGGGGUGUCGAGGGAGUUUUUUCAUAUGCCGGAAAGCGAGAGGCUGAAGAAUUAUUCUGAUGAUCCUCUGAAGACAACGAGGCUUUCAACUAGUUUCAACGUGAAAACUGAAAAGGUAUCCAACUGGAGAGAUUUCUUGAGACUGCACUGUUAUCCUAUAGAGGACUACAUACAUGAAUGGCCCUCCAAUCCUCCAUCUUUAAGGGAAGAUGCAGCAGAGUAUUGUAGAAAUGUAAGAGAUUUAGCUCUGAGACUAGUUGAAGGGAUAUCAGAAAGCUUGGGCCUAAAAGGAGAUUACAUAAAUAAGGCAUUGGGGAAGCAUGGACAGCACAUGGCUCUCAAUUUUUAUCCACCAUGUCCACAACCAGAACUUACAUAUGGGUUACCUGGUCAUGCUGAUCCUAAUGUCAUAACAAUCCUCCUUCAAGAUGACGUGCCGGGCUUGCAGGUCCUCAAAAAUGGCAAGUGGCUUGCUGUCAACCCCAUCCCAAACACCUUCAUCGUCAACAUUGGUGAUCAAAUACAGGUACUUAGCAAUGAUCGCUACAAAAGUGUGCUCCAUCGGGCGGUGGUGAAUUGCAACAAGGAGAGGAUCUCAAUUCCCACGUUCUAUUGUCCAUCACCUGAUGCUGUGAUGCAACCAGCCCCCGAAUUGAUUGACGACGACAAUCCUGGUGUUUAUAGGAGCUUCACAUACAGCGAGUACUACCAAAAAUUCUGGAACAGGGGACUUGAAACUGAAACCUGUCUGGAUAUGUUUAAGACAUCCUCUGCUUGAAGUCAUUUCUUUAUGUCCUUGAUGAGUGCGGAAGUCGUUCUUGAUUAGUUUCUUUAUGUUCUUGACGAGCCUGGGCUCGUAGUUCCGGCUUAUAUUCAAUAAAAUGUACUUCCUUUUCAGCUUUCAAUAUUAUAAACUAUAAAUUCUAUGACUUGAAUUGAUCUCAACCUUUGAAAUUAUUA
Molecule: messenger RNA, 1283 nt
Organism: Cornus florida
Lineage: Eukaryota; Viridiplantae; Streptophyta; Magnoliopsida; Cornales; Cornaceae
Product: protein DMR6-LIKE OXYGENASE 2-like
Exons: 4
Coding region: 61-1101 (346 amino acids)
Source: RefSeq, a predicted model, not a curated record